AGCACAUGUGGAGACCAGAGGACAGCUCUUCUGGAGUUGGUUCUCUUCUUCCACCUUAUUUUGAGGCAGGGUCUCUCUGUGUCUGUUGCUAUACUGCAUACUCCAGGGCAGCUGGUCUUUAGGCUUCUGGAUAAUUCUGUCUCCACUUCCCAUCUUGUUGUAGAAGUGCUGAGAUUCCAGAUGUGUCCUACCACAGCUGGGUCUUUACACAGAUUUGAAGACUGAAGUCAGGCCAUCAGGUUUCUGGGGCCAUAUCUCUGGCCCUCCUCCUUAUUUUUAUUUUUAAUUAAUUUAUGUCUUUUUUUUUUUUUGAGACAGGGUCUCUCACUAAACCUGGAGCUUACCAAUUCAGGUUGAGUGGCUGGCCGACAAGCCCCAGGGGUCCCCUGCCUCCACCUUACCAGCACUAGGGUUACAGAUACAUGCUUAGGAAUCUGCACUCAGAUUCUCACGCUUUGCAAUAAGCACUUACCGACGGAGCUGUUUUCCAGUCCUUUCCUGUUCUCUUUCAUAGUACAGGCGAUCAGGAUGAAUUGGGAACCCAGGAUCUGUGUGCUGGGUCCCUAGAGCCAACUGAUUCGUUUACUUGAUUGACCCAAGAACAUGAGUGAAAAGAAAGAGGACUCAUUCAGGAUACUCAGGAUUUAUGAUGAAACAGAGGAGAUAAAGAAGAUGCCAGAAAGCUCUGGUAUUUUUUCUCAUCAUGGGCAACAAGAACAACGCCAAGUGAACAGAACGCAGGGAAUGCCCCCACGUCCCUCAACACAGCAUGACCCUGUUGAUCAGGAAAUGCACCGUAUAAGCCAGCAGCAGUUGCAUCCCCAAGCCCAGGACACAUCUGAGCUCCAGCACAUGUGGUUUUCAGAGGCAGAACCAGAAGGAGGAACCAGCUCAAGCUUUCAGCCAGGAGCUAUGACUGGUCAGUUCUCUUCUUCGUCCUUGCCCAACAGAGAAGUCUGGUCACUCCUCAAAGCCAUUCCUCCCAUCCCAGAUGAGGCCGUAGUCACGCGCAAGUCCCCACGCGGUUCCUGGAGGGUUGGCACUCUCCGCCACGGGAAGCGAGUGAACGCGAUUGCCAUCAGCAGUGCCCCGCGCCACGUGUACACGUGUGGCACCGGCUACAUCAGGGUGUGGGACGAGGAUGCGCUGCACGCCUCGGACCGUGCGCCUCAGGCCCAGCUGGACUUGCAGGACCCUCGGAACCGUGUGCUCACCUGCAAGCUGUUCCCCGAUGAGCAGAGUCUGAUCACAGGGGGGAUGGCCCGGGCUCUGACUCUCUGGGACCUGGCUCCAACACCCCAAAUCAGGGCCCAGAUGGCCUCCACAGGCCCCACGUGCUUUUCCUUGGCCCUCUCUUCCGACGCCCACAUCUGCUUGGCUUCUUUCAAAGGAUUUGUGGAGAUUUGGGAUGUGCAGAACCAAAUCUUGAUCAGGAAACAUGAAGUUCCUCCCUAUGGGUCCCGCUGCGUGGACGUCACAGGCUUUAAGUUCUGGACAGGUGGUGAAGACACCAUCCUGUAUUCCUGGGACAUGAGGAGCUACCGGAAGCUGCAGCAACACAACUUAUGCCACGAGAUCCUUAGCAUUACUCAUGACCCCAGUGAGGAAUGGGUACUAGCAGGCUUGAGAAUGAGUGACAUUGUCAUCCUCCAUGCUCACCGGGAGGAGAAGUACAAAGCUGUGGUCCAAAGAUACACAAAUCACCACAACCUCAAGUUUGCCUCUUGUGGGACCUGUUUUGUGUCCACGCUGGAUGAGGUGAUCCAUUGUUUAGCAGCACCUUCUCUACGAAGGUUGUUCCAGGUAAAGGAGCGUUACGACAUCCUGUGUUGUGACGUGUCCUCUGAUAGUCAGUAUCUGGUCACAGGAUCCAAGGAAAGUGCUACAGUAUACCAGCUCUUAUAUUGAAGGUUGUGGGCUAUGGUCUUGCCAGUGAAAAUCCAAAGAGAGCAGAUCAUGUGACCUCACAGUACUGGACAUCUCCAACACGUCUCCCUCUACUUCAGCCUUUAUGGUUAGCUGGCUAUAUUCCCAGGCUUUGGGUAUAUGGCUUGGGGGCUUUUCCGUUUUGUUUUGUUUUUGUGUGUGUAUAUAUUUUUUUCCA
Messenger RNA from Peromyscus maniculatus bairdii (prairie deer mouse), 2104 nucleotides. It is a transcript of the gene Tle7, whose product is annotated as TLE family member 7. NCBI's taxonomy places the organism in Eukaryota, Metazoa, Chordata, Mammalia, Rodentia, Cricetidae. Gene Ontology annotation, biological process: regulation of DNA-templated transcription; negative regulation of canonical Wnt signaling pathway. Gene Ontology annotation, cellular component: nucleus; transcription regulator complex. The record is from RefSeq and is a predicted model, not a curated record. Gene Ontology annotation, molecular function: transcription corepressor activity; protein binding.